AUGCAUGAGCAGCCCCUCACUACAGUUCUGGCCCUCACAGCAGUCCAUGGGGGCUGCUUCCUGAGUGACUCUUUUCAGACUGUAGCCUGCAGUGAACCUGAUCUUGCUGAGCGCGUGCGGAGGCUCGAGCAAGCCCUGCUUGCAAAAGGAGACCAAGGGCAGCACCAUCGCGACACGACGGAUCAACAAAGCGACUGGGAGAUAUCAAUCUCCGACGACCGGACUGCCGUUCGAGCGCAAGGCGAAUCGGGUCAUGAUGCUGACGUUUCGCAAAGCCAGGAGAGCGUUGCAAAUCCUGCGCCUGGCACAGAGGUCAGACUUCAGGCGCAAGAGUUGGUGAUCAACACGAACGAAUAUUUACUUCUGGGCUCAGCUCCUCAAUGCAAACCAUUAUCUAUCGCAGAGCUUGUUCAAGUUUUGCCCAAUCGCACCAAUGCGAGAAGGCUAUUCGGAUUCUACAUGGAAAAUAUAAAUUGGGAUCAACACAUUGUUCAUGUCCCUACCACAUCCCACGACCUAGAACUCAUCUACGACCAACUUUCUGAGGGGGUGAAACCGGAGGGCUGCCGGUUAGCUCUCAUUGCAGCAAUAUUUGCAGUUGCGGCCUAUUUUUGGCCAGAUCCUCCGCUAUCAGAACCAGCGUUAGAAGAUCCGAAGACUUGUUGCCGCAAGUGGAUUAUACUGAUUCAACAUGUUCUUGUGGAGUCAAACCACCUGAGCUUCCCCACGCUCGAAACACUUCAAGCAAAAAUGCUUCUCACGCACUUUCUGCCGGUCUUUCCGCAAACUACGGGACGCAGAAGCCAACAAACCCAACUAGUAAAUGCGGCGCACAUGCUCCAGAUUCAUCUCGUCGACUCCCCUCGUGAGCGUGCACUCCGUGGGAAUGAUACUCAGGACCUGAUAGAGCUCGAGGUCAAGCGAAGAGUUUGGUGGAACAUCGUGGCAGGCGACUGGAUGUUGUCUUUCAUGACCGGGCCUCAGCAAGGCACUUACAUAAUACACCCCGAUCAAAUGAAUGUCGAGUUCCCGAGUAAUGUCGACGACAAAGACAUUACGGCCGACGGGACCUAUGACGAACCCGUCCUGGGCUCGCCUACCGAAAUGACCUUCACCAUCGCGAAGAUUCGCGUCAGCACCGUGAUCCGCGAACUCAUAGACACGGCAAACAAAACCAAGGUGGCCGUCGACGAGCUCGACUAUGAACAGAUCCUCGUUUUCGACAAGAAGUUGAACGACGUGUAUGACUCGUUGCCACCAUAUUUCCGCUACGAAGAUGCCAGUCGACCGUACGUCCAGGAGAUUUACAAUGCUCGCCCAUAUCUCGGGCGACAGCGAAAUUUUCUAUUGUUUGGACUCUACAUCCGGCUCUCGCUGCUCCAUCGUCCUUUCCUGACCCGGUCCUACAAGGAGCCACGGUACCGUUACAGCCGGAUGGUUUGUCUGCGGUCGGCACGGAUCGUGAUCGACCUGCACAAGGCUAUGCGGCAAGUCAGUUCCGGACGCAUGUGGGUCGUCAUGUACCAUGUUUUCGUGGCGACCACCACGCUGGUGAUGGACUACGCCUGCCAAAGGGAUGAUGACCCACAAGCUGCAAGUGAAAGAAAGCAGGAAAUUCUCAAUUGCUAUAGGAUCCUCGAGGAGGGCGAAGAACGAGAUCCGGAAGUCAAGGACGGAUUGGCCACGCUCAAGCGUAUUACCAAUGAGUGGAGGAUGAGGAGUGACUCAGCGCUAUAUACCUCGAUGCCGAGGAGGAUCCCAGAUGAGGUGUCUCUUGUGACGUCGAGCGAAUCCCGACCCAGGACAGAAAUGCAUCGGCAGUCUCAAUCUCAAGACCAAAACCAUUCAACAGGUCCGAGCCGGAACAGCAAAAGAACGACAAUGGCUGGCUCAACAUCUAUGACAAGACCGCCUACCGCGACAACAACGCGCGAGCCUUACCUUGUAGGAAUUCCAGAGGCACCAAAUAUCAACAAUGAUAUUCCAAACCUAGUCUCGGACCGAUCCACUUGGUCGUCCCUCGACACGACCACUCCUCCGCGCUACAUCGGAUCCGACAUAAUACAUCAGGACGGGCUUGAGGUGGAAGCCGGGCUAGGAUCCGCGUGUUGUCCACCACCUGUCUCGGAUCUGUGGUUCCCACACUUUGACGCAGACUUGGACCCGACGUACAAUCUGCAGUGGGAGGCUUUGUUUCGAGACCUGGAUAAUCAACAGACACGACUUGGUCUUUGA
Fonsecaea multimorphosa CBS 102226 is the source of this 2235-nucleotide messenger RNA. RefSeq lists its product as uncharacterized. The coding region runs from base 1 to 2235 and encodes 744 amino acids. The record is from RefSeq and is a predicted model, not a curated record. Gene Ontology annotation, molecular function: DNA binding; zinc ion binding. The transcript is spliced from 4 exons. NCBI's taxonomy places the organism in Eukaryota, Fungi, Ascomycota, Eurotiomycetes, Chaetothyriales, Herpotrichiellaceae. Gene Ontology annotation, biological process: DNA-templated transcription.